Molecule: messenger RNA, 1544 nt
Organism: Fusarium verticillioides 7600
Lineage: Eukaryota; Fungi; Ascomycota; Sordariomycetes; Hypocreales; Nectriaceae
Exons: 3
Coding region: 322-1425 (367 amino acids)
Source: RefSeq, a predicted model, not a curated record
UACCAAGACAGGUUGGUCGCUACGCAUACUUCGCUGGCCCUGUCGUCAUUCGAUAUCUACGCACUCUAUUCACCCGACAAUGCGGUGACACUUCCGCUGCCUCCGAAGCUAAGUCCUCGUGACUUUGGAAUCAACAUACGAUUGCCCGGCACUGCUUGUAUUAGUAACGGUGUCCACCAUACCAUGAUGUGCCGAGUGACAUAGACCUAUUGCACCAUUGGCUGUGCCGCGCUGUUGGGGCCGACUUUAUAUUCUGGGGGUCCUCCAUGGCCCCUCUCGAGGUGCCACUCUAGCCCGCCCGUGUAGGAUGCAGCCACCAAAAUGAUUGACAGAGGUAUGGGAUUUCCCGCCGAUGGCGUCGACAAUCAUGGCUGGAAGUUAUACGUCACAUCGUUAGUAAUGAUCAUUUCAUCAGGUCUGUUUGUCGUUGCGAGAUGUAUUGCACGGUACUCGAUACACAAACUUGGAUCAGACGAUGUUGCCAUUAUUGUUUCUCUGAUAUCCUCUAUCCUUCUUUCGACGUACAUACAACUUGCCAUACACCACGGCUACGGAAUGCACAAAGCCGAUCUCGAAAAGCCCGAUCUUCGAAUGGCGUUGAAGAUGUUCUUUAUCGCUCAGACGCCAUACAAAGCAACCGUCUGCCUCAACAAAGUCGCUGCGAUCCUACUUUAUCUCCGACUAUUUGUCACAAAAUCGUUUCGUGUUUGGUCUUUCGUCGUGCUGGGAGUUGUAGUGGGAUACAGUAUUGGUGGUAUUGCAGCGACAAUUUGGCAAUGCGUCCCCAUCAAGGGCGCAUGGGACAAGUCAGUGGAUGCCAAAUGUAUCGACUCAAAUAAGUUUUGGGUUGCCUACGCUGUCCUCAACAUCUUGACCGACGUUAUGGUCUUGGCUCUUCCGAUUAUGCCCAUCAUGAGGCUUCAGACCAGUAGACGGGAGAAACUCCUCCUCUGCUGCAUCUUUCUUCUAGGUGGAUUUGUCACCAUUACAUCGAUCCUCCGAGUAACAUCCGUAUCAAACUCUCUGAAGAAUAAGAAAGACAUGACCUGGAACUUUAUUGAUCGCGGCGUAUGGACUCUUAUCGAAGCUAACCUGGGAAUCAUCGCCGCAUGUCUACCAGUGCUACGACAGCCUCUGGGCAAGAUCUUCCCCCGCAUUUUCGGAUCUACCAAAAAGAGCUCCUUGUACUACACAGGGCCAGGUGGUCCUGCAAAAGGCUACAACUUGUCAGAUAUAGCUGCUCGAAGCCCUCGACCAGGUAUUUGGAAGAGCGACGCAUCUCGAUCUGAACAAAUUAUUUCUGUUGGAGGACCGCAAACAGAGGCAAGUCGGGACAGCGACGAGCGUUGUAUUAUUGCCGAUUCGGUGAAAGGGAGCGAUUUUGGGAGUGAGCUGGCUGCUCACAAGCCCGUUCUAAGCAGAUAGAAGCCACAAAAGUUAUCAAUUGUUUUCCGGAGCUCAUACCAGCACAGAGUCACCAACUGCGUUAGGCUAACCCAAUAUACAGUAAUGGAAUCCCCCAUCUAUACUAGCUUAUUCUCCCC